This is a messenger RNA of Truncatella angustata, 1545 nucleotides long. RefSeq names its product general substrate transporter. Gene Ontology annotation, molecular function: carbohydrate:proton symporter activity. NCBI's taxonomy places the organism in Eukaryota, Fungi, Ascomycota, Sordariomycetes, Amphisphaeriales, Sporocadaceae. The coding region runs from base 1 to 1545 and encodes 514 amino acids. The record is from RefSeq and is a predicted model, not a curated record. The transcript is spliced from 3 exons. Gene Ontology annotation, cellular component: membrane. Gene Ontology annotation, biological process: transmembrane transport; carbohydrate transport.
AUGAGUUCCAGCAACUACUUCGGACUUACGGGCAAAGCCCUGAGCUCAGCUCAAACCGCCUUUAUCGUCGCUCCAGCUUUCAUCUUAUUCGGUUACAAUCAAGCCGGAGUCGGUGGUCUUCUCACCGAGGAGGAUUGGGUCAAAACGUUUCCCGAGAUUGACACAGUCAACACCAAGGGCGCCCUCAAGAGUCACAACAGUACCAUUCAGGGUGUCGUCGUGGCAGUCUUCGUUAUUGGCGCUCUUUUCGGUGCUUUGUCCUGCUCUUGGAGCGGUAACGCUUUUGGACGUCGCAAUGUCAUCUUUGCUGGUGGUGUCUUUACCCUUAUCGGCUCCAUUCUGGAGGCUUCAUCCUUCGGCCUUGCCCAGUUCAUCGUCGGGCGUAUUAUCCUAGGUGCUGGUGUUGGUCAAUUGAGCUCCAUUGUCCCUGUCUGGCUGUCUGAAACUUCCGCGUCCAAGGAUAGAGGCAGACAAGUUGUCCUCACAGGUCUUUUUAUAUGCCUCGGAUACGUCCUUGAGUCUUGGGUUGAUCUUGGUUUCUUCGAGUUCCACCAUGGAUCGGUCACAUGGCGUCCCCCUCUAGCCAUCUCUAUCGCAUUCUCGUUGAUGCUGAUGGGGUCCAUCUAUUUCUUCCCUGAGUCGCCCCGAUGGCUUGUGUUGAAGAACCGCAGCGAACAGGCUCAAUCUGUCAUCGCGGCUCUUCGUGGACUGCCAAUCGACUCCAUGGAGGUUCAAGCUGAGGUGUCUGGCAUUGAGUAUUCGCUGGAGGAAACAGCUGGAACCGCUGUCAAGUUCACCGACAUGCUGAAGAUGGGCGAAGACAAACUGCUUUACAGAUUCUUGCUUUGCAUUCUUCUCCAGUUCUACCAACAGAUGUCUGGAAGCAACCUUGUCAGUGUUUAUGCACCAAUUCUUUUCCAGCAGAAUCUUGGCCUGAGUGCAGAACUGUCACGCGUCCUGGCUGGUGGAGCCCUGACUUGGAAGUUCUUAUCCUCCUUCAUCGCAUUUUUCACGAUCGAUCGAUUUGGUCGACGCGCAGUCUUUAUGAUUUCCGGUGUCGGCAUGUCAUGCUGCAUGAUUGCUCUGGCUAUCACAACUUCCUUCCCCAAAGACAACAAGAGUGCACAAAUUGCAGCUGGUUGCUUCAUCUACCUUUACAACACUUUUGUGCCGAUCGGGUUUUUGGGCGCCAACUUCCUCUACUGCACUGAAGUUGCACCCAUCAGACUGCGUAUGGCCAUGUCCUCUGUCUCUACAGCCAACCACUGGCUCUGGAACUUUGUUGUUGCCAUGGUGACUCCCGUCGCCAUCAACACUAUCGGAUGGCAAUACUACAUUGUCUUUGCAGUCAUUGCUGCCUGCAUUCCCAUGUCCGUAUACUUCUUCUUCCCAGAAACAAUGGGCAGAAACCUCGAGGAGAUCGAUCUUAUGUUCAAGGAUUCUCCUUCACCUUGGGCUACUGUCCAAUUUGCGAAGAACCGACCCGCUGCCCUUCCUCAAGAGUUUGCGGAGAAGUCGGACACAAAGUCAGCGCACGUCGAAUAG